AUGCUAUGGGUAAAAAGAGAAUCGCCACAUGUUCCUCGCCUCAUAGAUGCAACGGACAGCAGUAACUCGGCUGCUACAGCACAGAGCAGCGAUUCGGGUGAUAGCUCGACGCUUGCCACAAACCCCCAUGAUAACAAUCCAGCGUCCCCUCCACCAACCCUGACCGCCUCGACGCCCACGAGCUCGAACCCGACUCUUCCAAAGCAUAUAAUUCCGCAGCAAGUUGUUCCCCAGCAAGCCGAUCGCACGCCCCGUCCCGCAGCCCCUCGCCGGGCACGACGGCACCGGGCGUCGGUGCACGAUGUUCCUCCACAAGCAGCGCGGGAUCGAAUCGCAUCUGCGCCAAAGCAUCUGGGAAGGAAGAGGCAAGGCGCCCGAGUCAGUCAGCGGCAGCGAUGGCAGCCGUGA
Molecule: messenger RNA, 408 nt
Organism: Letharia columbiana
Lineage: Eukaryota; Fungi; Ascomycota; Lecanoromycetes; Lecanorales; Parmeliaceae
Exons: 1
Coding region: 1-408 (135 amino acids)
Source: RefSeq, a predicted model, not a curated record